UUAUAAAAGCCCAUUUAUAUAUGCACACACACCCAGUCAAAUAACAGUCAGAUAUAAAAUAAAACUCAAUGUAAAAAUAGUUGUAUAGAACUGAAAACAGACGUUGCACACAUGUGAAGAGAAACAUCGGAUAUUUACCUGGAGGGACUGCUUCCAAACACUGAAGUCCUGCCCUGUAAUGAUGUAACAAGUUAUAACUAAAUGCGUUUGGCUUGUGCUCCGUGUCAUUAGAGGAAUCUACUUUGAGUGAAGAGGACCAUCAAUUUCUGCUUCAGCAUAGAUUACUACGGUAUCCAAAUGUUCAGCAAGCGCAGGACUUCAGGGUUUCCCCCACCUCUAGCAAAUCCAGAUGAAGUCCCUGCAAAUAUGGAAGAUGUGCAGUCUGGCUACAUGUACAAGUCACCCCUUCAGACUAUACUUUUCAAAUCCUUGAAAUCAUGGAAGCGGCGGUUCUUUGUGCUCAGCAAGACCUCUGUUAAUUAUUACCAGCUGAGGUUCUUCAAGGAUGGAAAUAAAAGAGAGAAACCUUUAGGACAAAUCAACCUUUAUCAGGUCUCACUGCUUUUCCGGCAAGCAGAGUCACACCCCAAUUGCCAGUGGAUACAAAGGAACUUUAGAUGCACUCCGUCCUGUGUUUUGUACAUGAAGGUGCCAGAUAGAGAAUAUUUCCUCAUUGGACAAAACAGCGAUGAGAUGGAUGAGUGGUUUAAUGCCAUAUUUAAGGCUCUGAAUACACAUGUUCCCACACCGCCUGACUCAGAGGAAAUCAGAAAAUUUAGGUCGAUAUCCGAGCCUACAUCUAUGUUGUACCGUGAUCAAAAUGGGCUUGAAGACCAAGAACAGAAAGAAACUGAUCCGAAUCCAUCCUUUUCAAUGAGACAGUCUGCCCCCGAGUCCUUCAACCAACUAGUCUAUGAUUAUCCAAGGAAUUACAUGAUGACAGCAUUUACGGAAAGUGAAGACAGUGAGGAAGAUGAGGAAGAUGACGUGAAGAUAAACAAAGAAAGUGAAAUAGAAGGCCACACCAACCACUAUAUGGACAUGAAAAGUGUGGAAGAGGCACUGAGGCAGACUGAAGAUCUCUUGCUUCCUCAAACAAAUCUGGAAGGCAAUAACAGUCCGGAGAACUUGUUCCUCCAGACUGGCAAUGAGGAGAGCUCCACUGCUCUUAACGGGCAGAUUUCAUCAGGGAGUGAAUCCCCUAUUCCUGUGGAGGAGGAAAUUUAUGUUAGUCAACACGAGCUGAAAAACAGUGUGAUCAUCUCAGAGGAAGCAGGCAAACUAUGGGUGUCUAACUGGAAGCAUACACAGUCAUCUGUUCUGUUCCAUGAGGGUGACCAAAUCCUGGCCAUUAAUGAUCUGCUUACAGACAGUCUGGGAGAGUUACAAAGCUAUCUAAAGAGGCUUGCUAAAGACCAGGUCAAACUGACUAUCCUAAGACAGCCAGGGUCCCAACCCUUAAGUGGAUGUUACACGUAAAGUGUCCUCUGCUCUGAUUCUCCUGCACUGUUCAUUUGAAGUACAGGCACAUGCUUGACACGAGGAAGAUCAGCAUUCUGACUCUGCGUUAGAGAAAGCAGUAGUGCAAUGUCUGGGAAAGGUUGUACAGUGCUGCUUGAGAGAAUGUUCAAAAUGAUUCUAAAUAGUUUGUUGAUUUCUGUAAUACACUUACUAAAUCUGGUCUGGGACAACCGUUGACUUGAAAUCUUUGCUCUGAUUAGCAGACACCAGCGAUCCAGGUUUGUAAUUACACUGCAGUCCACUGGCUUUGGGAGAACUACAUGAUGAAGCCCUCUAGUGUUUCAAAUGUUCAAACCAGAAAGAUAUUAGAUUGCACUGCAAGUUAAACCAGUUAAACUUUCUGAACGUUGUGCCUGCCCCCACCCCGAUUAUUUUUCCAAUAUACAAAAUACACAUGGAAAGUGAUUACUUUCAGACGUGUAUAGGCAAAUCUACAGGAUGUAAUAUGUUGAUCGGUUUAUAUUCUAAAUGUAUUAUCCCUGCAAUAAAACCUAAUUAAAACCA
Ictalurus punctatus (channel catfish) is the source of this 2025-nucleotide messenger RNA. Its product is annotated as pleckstrin homology domain-containing family S member 1. Gene Ontology annotation, molecular function: protein binding. The transcript is spliced from 14 exons. The record is from RefSeq and is a predicted model, not a curated record. Bases 298 to 1479 code for a protein of 393 amino acids. NCBI's taxonomy places the organism in Eukaryota, Metazoa, Chordata, Actinopteri, Siluriformes, Ictaluridae.